Diatraea saccharalis (sugarcane borer) is the source of this 2944-nucleotide messenger RNA. The record is from the annotation of a GenBank genome assembly. Lineage: Eukaryota; Metazoa; Arthropoda; Insecta; Lepidoptera; Crambidae.
GCAUAUUUCGAAGAAAACGUUGAAGAACGUCAGUCUACAAUAUAGUGUCUCUGUGAUUGUGACGUCGACAUAGUGUGACUUUUCAGAGUUGUUUGUUGGUUUAUUAUUGGCUAUUAAUAGAAUAACAAGUUUUUAGUGCAUAAUCGGUAAAGAUGCAGAUUUUUGUGAAGACUUUAACUGGAAAAACUAUCACAUUAGAAGUGGAGCCAUCUGACACAAUCGAGAAUGUGAAGGCUAAAAUCCAAGACAAAGAGGGCAUUCCCCCAGACCAGCAGAGACUCAUCUUUGCAGGCAAACAAUUGGAAGAUGGACGUACCUUGUCAGAUUACAACAUUCAGAAGGAAUCUACACUCCACUUGGUCCUUCGUCUCAGAGGAGGCAUGCAAAUUUUUGUAAAGACGCUGACAGGCAAGACCAUCACUUUGGAAGUAGAGCCAUCUGACACAAUUGAAAAUGUGAAGGCUAAAAUUCAAGACAAAGAAGGCAUUCCUCCAGAUCAGCAGAGACUCAUCUUUGCAGGCAAACAAUUGGAAGAUGGACGCACCUUGUCAGAUUACAACAUUCAGAAGGAGUCUACACUCCACUUGGUCCUUCGUCUCAGAGGAGGCAUGCAAAUUUUUGUAAAGACCCUUACAGGCAAGACCAUCACAUUGGAAGUGGAGCCGUCUGACACAAUCGAAAAUGUGAAAGCUAAAAUCCAAGACAAAGAGGGUAUUCCCCCAGACCAGCAAAGACUCAUCUUUGCAGGCAAACAGUUGGAAGAUGGACGCACCUUGUCAGAUUACAACAUUCAGAAGGAGUCUACACUCCACUUGGUCCUUCGUCUCAGAGGAGGCAUGCAAAUUUUCGUAAAGACGCUGACAGGCAAGACCAUAACAUUGGAAGUAGAGCCAUCUGACACAAUCGAAAACGUGAAGGCUAAAAUCCAGGACAAAGAGGGAAUACCUCCAGACCAGCAGAGACUCAUCUUUGCAGGCAAACAAUUGGAAGAUGGACGCACCUUGUCAGAUUACAACAUCCAGAAGGAGUCUACACUCCACUUGGUCCUUCGUCUAAGAGGAGGCAUGCAAAUUUUCGUAAAGACGCUGACAGGCAAGACCAUCACAUUGGAAGUAGAGCCAUCUGACACAAUCGAGAAUGUAAAGGCUAAAAUCCAGGACAAAGAGGGCAUUCCCCCAGACCAGCAGAGACUCAUCUUUGCAGGCAAACAAUUGGAAGAUGGACGCACCUUGUCAGAUUACAACAUUCAGAAGGAGUCUACACUCCACUUGGUCCUUCGUCUCAGAGGAGGCAUGCAAAUUUUCGUAAAGACGCUGACAGGCAAGACCAUCACAUUGGAAGUAGAGCCAUCUGACACAAUCGAAAACGUGAAGGCUAAAAUCCAGGACAAAGAGGGCAUUCCCCCAGACCAGCAAAGACUCAUCUUUGCAGGCAAACAGUUGGAAGAUGGACGCACCUUGUCAGAUUACAACAUUCAGAAGGAGUCUACACUCCACUUGGUCCUUCGUCUCAGAGGAGGCAUGCAAAUUUUCGUAAAGACGCUGACAGGCAAGACCAUCACAUUGGAAGUAGAGCCAUCUGACACAAUCGAAAACGUGAAGGCUAAAAUCCAGGACAAAGAGGGCAUUCCCCCAGACCAGCAAAGACUCAUCUUUGCAGGCAAACAGUUGGAAGAUGGACGCACCUUGUCAGAUUACAACAUUCAGAAGGAGUCUACACUCCACUUGGUCCUUCGUUUGAGAGGAGGCAUGCAAAUUUUCGUAAAGACGCUGACAGGCAAGACCAUAACAUUGGAAGUAGAGCCAUCUGACACAAUCGAAAACGUGAAGGCUAAAAUCCAGGACAAAGAGGGAAUACCUCCAGACCAGCAGAGACUCAUCUUUGCAGGCAAACAGUUGGAAGAUGGACGCACCUUGUCAGAUUACAACAUCCAGAAGGAGUCUACACUCCACUUGGUCCUUCGUCUAAGAGGAGGCAUGCAAAUUUUCGUAAAGACGCUGACAGGCAAGACCAUCACAUUGGAAGUAGAGCCAUCUGACACAAUCGAGAAUGUAAAGGCUAAAAUCCAGGACAAAGAGGGCAUUCCCCCAGACCAGCAGAGACUCAUCUUUGCAGGCAAACAAUUGGAAGAUGGACGCACCUUGUCAGAUUACAACAUUCAGAAGGAGUCUACACUUCACUUGGUCCUUCGUUUGAGAGGAGGCAUGCAAAUUUUCGUAAAGACGCUGACAGGCAAGACCAUAACAUUGGAAGUAGAGCCAUCUGACACAAUCGAGAAUGUAAAGGCUAAAAUCCAGGACAAAGAGGGCAUUCCCCCAGACCAGCAGAGACUCAUCUUUGCAGGCAAACAAUUGGAAGAUGGACGCACCUUGUCAGAUUACAACAUUCAGAAGGAGUCUACACUUCACUUGGUCCUUCGUUUGAGAGGAGGCAUGCAAAUUUUUGUAAAGACCUUGACAGGCAAGACCAUCACAUUGGAAGUAGAGCCAUCUGAUACAAUUGAGAAUGUGAAGGCUAAAAUCCAGGACAAAGAAGGCAUUCCCCCAGACCAGCAGAGACUCAUUUUUGCAGGCAAACAAUUGGAAGAUGGACGCACUUUGUCAGAUUACAACAUUCAGAAGGAGUCUACACUCCACUUGGUCCUUCGUCUCAGAGGAGGCAUGCAAAUUUUCGUAAAGACGCUGACAGGCAAGACCAUCACAUUGGAAGUAGAGCCAUCUGACACAAUCGAAAACGUGAAGGCUAAAAUCCAGGACAAAGAGGGCAUUCCCCCAGACCAGCAAAGACUCAUCUUUGCAGGCAAACAGUUGGAAGAUGGACGCACCUUGUCAGAUUACAACAUACAGAAAGAAUCAACUUUACAUCUUGUUCUCAGAUUGAGAGGUGGCUUAUAGGCUUAUUACUAAACGCAAUGUAUGCCAUUUGGAUUCCUUGUGAUUUUGUG